Xenopus laevis (African clawed frog) is the source of this 1287-nucleotide messenger RNA. RefSeq names its product annexin A1 gene 2 S homeolog (gene anxa1.2.S). NCBI's taxonomy places the organism in Eukaryota, Metazoa, Chordata, Amphibia, Anura, Pipidae. Gene Ontology annotation, molecular function: phospholipase inhibitor activity; calcium-dependent phospholipid binding; calcium ion binding. Gene Ontology annotation, cellular component: basolateral plasma membrane; plasma membrane; cilium. The coding region runs from base 137 to 1153 and encodes 338 amino acids. The record is from RefSeq and is a predicted model, not a curated record. The transcript has 14 exons. Gene Ontology annotation, biological process: cellular response to glucocorticoid stimulus; phagocytosis; signal transduction.
AGUAAUGCCUAUGAAUAAGUACUGUGGGAACGAAAUGCUUGAGGCGAAACAUCAAUUGCCCAGGGCUGAAUUCUUCUCCUGACUAACUGGUAAAGCAGAUCUGCAUUCAGUCCUUGAUCGCUGAAGAAAAGGUACUAUGUCCUUUAUCCAAGCUUUCCUGCAGCAGGCUUCCUUUCUGGGUGAACCUGACUAUGGUACUCAACAAACAAGUGGAGGUUUAAAGGGGGCUCCAGGAUUCAAUGCAUCUACAGAUGCUGCUGUCCUGGACAAAGCUAUCAAGGCUAAAGGUGUGGAUGAAGCAACCAUCAUUGACAUCCUGACAAAAAGAAACAAUGCACAGCGCCAGGAGAUUAAAGUUGCUUACCAAAAGAGCGUAGGCAAGCCCUUGGAAGAAUGCCUUAAAAAGGCUCUCUCUGGCAAAUUUGAAGAGGUUGUUUUAGCAUUGCUUAAAACCCCUGCUGAAUUUGACGCCUAUGAGCUAAAACAUGCCACAAAGGGCUUAGGAACAGAUGAGGAUACUUUGAUUGAAAUCCUGGCAUCAAGAAAUAAUAAAGAUAUCCGGGAGAUUAACAGAGUCUACAAGGAAGUUUACAAGAGUGAGCUAACAAAAGACCUAACAUCUGAUACAUCUGGUGACUUUCAGAAAGCUCUGGUUGCCCUUGCAAAGGGUGAUAGGAGUGAAGAUACCCGUGUUAAUGAUGAAAUCGUUGACAAUGAUGCCAGGGCCCUGUAUGAAGCUGGAGAAAAGAGAAAAGGGACAGAUGUCAAUGUGUUCAUUACUUUACUCACUACUCGCAGCUUUCUACAUCUUCAGAAAGUGUUUAUGAGAUACACCAAGUAUAGCCAGCAUGAUAUGAACAAGGCACUGGAUCUGGAGCUUAAAGGAGACAUUGAGAACUGUCUCACUGCUAUUGUGAAAUGUGCUUCAAACCGAGCCGCUUUCUUUGCUGAAAAACUCUAUAAAGCUAUGAAGGGUUCUGGGACACGUGAUAAAGACCUGAUCAGAGUUAUGGUUUCCCGGUCAGAAAUUGACAUGAAUGAAAUAAAGGCUCAGUACCAGAAACUUUAUGGAAAAUCUCUUCACCAGGCUAUUUUGGAUGAAACCAAAGGAGAUUAUGAAACAAUCUUGAUUGCACUGUGCGGAGGCAAAUAAACAUGAUGGGACAAUUCUCCAUUAAAAAGCACCUAUAUACUUCAACUGCAUAGGAAGAUGCUUUCAAACAUACUAUAUUUUUAUUACAGGUUUAUAAAUAUGAAACACUUAUGAAAUAAACUUAAGCAACCUUA